This is a messenger RNA of Chenopodium quinoa (quinoa), 1204 nucleotides long. RefSeq lists its product as uncharacterized. The coding region runs from base 426 to 920 and encodes 164 amino acids. The transcript is spliced from 2 exons. The record is from RefSeq and is a predicted model, not a curated record. NCBI's taxonomy places the organism in Eukaryota, Viridiplantae, Streptophyta, Magnoliopsida, Caryophyllales, Amaranthaceae.
AUUGCAAAUGAAAUUCAUAAUAUUAUGAAAGCAACUUUACUUCCAAAUUAAAUUCCCUUUACACACUAUAAAACGAUCCAAUCUAGUCUAAACUCGAGCAAAACCGAUCCGAUUUGAUGCGGGCCAAUGCACAACCCUACUUGGGAGUUGGGACUAUUGGAAAAUGAGGGUCUGAGAUGCAAGUACAAAUGUACUAGAAUUUAGAUUAUGAACUCACUGCCUUUUUAAAAAUUUUAACUGCUCAAAUUUGGCGUGAUUCUAACGGUAACCUUUUCUCACAAGUCCCCUGUUUCAUCCCUCAACAACCAACUUCUCACUUCAUCUUCAACCCCAAUCAAUUCAACGGCUAUCAAAAAUCAAAAAGCAGAAAAAGAGACACCCUCAAAAAAUUUAAAAUUAAACCCCCAAAAAAGCAAAAAGAAUUCAUGGAAAAAGAAAUAAAAGAACCCGAAUUCAAAGAAAAAGAAGCAAUAGUAAUUCAAUACUUAGAUACUUCAAUGUCUAACAAUCUUCUUAGCAAAUACCCUGAUUAUUCCGGUUUUGGUUUCGACUACUCGCAAAGCUCGAUUUGGUCCCCAUUAGUCCCUCGUUUUACUUCUAUUUCGUGUUUGAACCCCAAGUCUCCUGAUUUGAAUAGAAGGCUUUCUUUUGAGAAAAUUUCAUUGUCAAGUAGUAUUAAGAAGAAGGUUUGUACUUUUGGGUUGAAUUUAAAUGCUAAAAUUCAGAAGAAUAAGAAGAAGAAGAAGAUGUUGAAGUGUAACAAUGAUUCUUCUGAGUUUCAGUCUCCUCCUUCCAAAAAGGGUUGGAAGAAGGUGUUGAAGAUGACCUCUAAACAGUUCAAGAGAAAGAAGGAUAAUCAUCAUCGUCAUCCCAUUUCUCGGGUCACCCUUUCUGAUUUUUUGCAGUCUCAGAAUUUCUAGGUUUUUUUGUUUUAGCGCCUCAGCGGUAUGAAUUACUAUUCGGUCAUACUUGUUAGUAUCAUUAUUUUGUAUCAAGUUCAAAUUCUUUAUGCAAAAAAAAAAAAAAAAAAAAAAAAAAGAACAUAUUGGGAGAUGCUUGGGAGUUCCGUAGUAGGAUUAUUGUCUCCCGGUUGACAGGUUUGUCAGUUCGAGUCCUGAAUGAUCUACGCAUCUCCCUUCAUUUCAAUUAUAAUGUAAUACGGAGUAUUGGUAUCAAUCCAAUUAAUGCUACGCUCAUUUAGUCA